This is a messenger RNA of Xiphophorus couchianus (Monterrey platyfish), 2352 nucleotides long. Its product is annotated as protein FAM111A-like. Bases 145 to 2019 code for a protein of 624 amino acids. The record is from RefSeq and is a predicted model, not a curated record. NCBI's taxonomy places the organism in Eukaryota, Metazoa, Chordata, Actinopteri, Cyprinodontiformes, Poeciliidae. The transcript has 4 exons. Gene Ontology annotation, biological process: DNA replication. Gene Ontology annotation, cellular component: nucleus; chromatin.
GAAGAAGAAGAAGAAGAAGAAACAAGCGCGCGAAAACAGCCGUCAUUUGUUUCUUGUUUUGAAUCAAUAAUUUAAGGGGAAAUACACACUACAGCCUCACCAGGUUCCAGCAUCAUACUCGUUCUUGACAAGAGAGAAAAAAACAUGGCCAACCAGAAUGAUGAAACUCCUCUGCAGCGUACUGACCAAGAGCUGCAUCCGACUCAUUCGUUUUUGUGGAGAUGGAAUGAGAAAGAUUUCAACAACAUGACCUGCAAUAAAGCUGGGACUGUAGAGGAAUCGCUGAAGAACAGCCCCAAAUUUGCGAAAACGGCAGAGAAGAACAAAGAGAAAGAACUUGUUAUUAUAAGGGAUGGAAAAGCCAUCAGUCCACACUUGCCUUGCACAUUAAUUAAAAAAGGAGACCGUUUGACUGUGAAAUAUGUAAAAGCUGUAGAGCGGCCAAAGAAACCGAUUGGUGCCUAUGUUUCUCUCUGCAGGAACAAACCUCCUUCUAACCUUGUAAUGUUCCAUGUGUUGACAAAGGGAGGUAAAAAUAUAGUUAGAAUCAUGAAAAACUCAGCUCUGCGAGCAUUCCAAGAAAUUUCUGUUUAUGCUUACAAAGGAGAACGAGUGAAGGCGGCUCUGAAACGAGAUGGACGUCUUCACAGCUCCAUAUUUAAGAAGAACUUUGUGCUUUCUAAUAAAAGCACUUCAGUAAAAACGGAGCUUUCUAACCCUGUUGAUGAGCUCAAUGAUGAAACAUUCCAGAUUAUUUUGCUAGACAAGUCAGAUCCACCACCGAGUUUGCCUGGUAGCCUUGAUGAAGCAUAUCUGAUGUCAAAUGAAGGCCAGGGUCAGUUUGAGGCAGAGAAUAACAUCACAGUAAAACAGAAACUGGAGCCCAAUCAGGAAAUGACACCAAGAAAUUUAGUGCUGGAAAUACCCAAUUCAAAAAGGACACAGAACCAGUUAUGUUUCCAGUUUGAGAAAUUUGUGAAAGGCAUAAAAACUCUGGUUCCUACGCUGUCUCAUUUCCAGAAUCUGUUCCGUGUGGACUUUGGUCAGAGUACUCAGAUGUGCAGUGAGGUGAGAACCAUGAAAAGGCUGAUGUGUCUCAGUGAUUCAGCAGGUCAGGUGAGAAUAAAUGGCCAGCCAAACGGAAGUGGGUUCCUCCUGUUUGGUAACUACGCCUUCACUAAUGGCCAUGUUGUUAAAGAUAUUUAUGAUAAACAGAGGUCCCAGUUCAACGAGAAAGUCUCUGUACACUUCUCUUAUGAAAGUGUGGAUCAGACUGAAGGAGCACUGGAUGUGUUGGAGCUUGUUUGCUUUGAGUUGAAGCCUGAUGUGCCCGGUGGUGACUGGGCUUUGUUAAAGCUCAGUGCGCACCAGAGACUCCCUCCUGGUCUGUUAGAGCAUAUUGGCUUUCCUCCCAAAGAUGGUGGAAUUUGCAUCAUUGGGCAUCCAGAGGGAGGAGUGAAGAAAAUAGAUCCAUGUCUGAUUGUCCCCUCACAAAAUCGCCUUCAGGUUGUUGAAAGACACUACAGGGAGAAUCAGGGCCCAGUUCAGUUCGUUACUCGCUCUUUCUUUGAGGGUGUAGCAACAUCUGUUGACCGAAAAUCUUUUCUUACUUACGAAUCCUGCUUUUAUUAUGCCUCCUCUGGUUCUCCUGUUUUUGAUAAGCACUGCAAUGUUGUGGCGAUGCAUUCAGGGGGGUACAUCUACCGUUCUGCCAACGGUGAAACCAAAAGUGUGAUAGAGUUCGCUCAUCCUUUGCUAGCCAUUAUGGAGCGCCUCAUUAUCCAGAUGGUAGUGAGAGAGAAGUUUGAUGUGUUAAAGGAAUACUUGGCUUUCAGUUACGCUCAGCACGAAAUCGUUAUGGGAGGCGUAAAGAAUCUGGUUGAAAAAGAAAAUCUCAUAGAGUUUAAAAAUGCAGUCAACAAUUUGCUUACUGUUGGUAAUUUGAAUGACGUGGCUAUAAACAAAUUUUUGAAGUUCUUCAGUCAAAAACACGAGCAUGUCCCGAUGGAGAUUUCCUAAAUAUGCCAUUGGUAAAGUGCUGACAAAAAUUUCUUACGGUUUUAUUCAGGGAUCCUUUUUUCUAUUUUUUUUAUUUUAUUAUUAAACAACUUAAAAUCAUGUACACAUGCUUUUUGUAGAUAACACAUCUGGAUUUAGUUUUUUUGAAGGUAAAUGUGAAAAUGGACCAAAUAUUAUAUUCACUCAUUUCAUUUAAAAUGAACAAGAAUACAAUGUGAGAAUAAAAUAAAACUGUAUGUUUCACUGUAUGUUCUUCUAUUUUAUACCGCUUUUAAUACUGCGUCUCAUUUGGGGACUUAUUGGUUAAUAAAAUUGUAUUUCUUUGACUGCUGA